Mytilus californianus (California mussel) is the source of this 571-nucleotide messenger RNA. RefSeq lists its product as uncharacterized. The coding region runs from base 84 to 458 and encodes 124 amino acids. The transcript has 5 exons. NCBI's taxonomy places the organism in Eukaryota, Metazoa, Mollusca, Bivalvia, Mytilida, Mytilidae. The record is from RefSeq and is a predicted model, not a curated record.
GGAUAUUUGUCACAAUCAGUAAUAAUUGUAUACGCAGUUAACUGCAUCUGUAUGGACUAAGUAACCCUUCACUAGAUUUUAUAAUGCGUAUUUUGUUGCAUAUUGUUUUAUUUAUUCAUUUCGUGCAUGCCAGACCAGGAAAAUUUGGUUGUGUGUAUGAAGGCAAACACUAUAAAGUUGGUGAAAAGAUAAACGACUACGGAAAUUAUGGACUUCAGUGUGGAAAAUGGGGGAUAACAGCUUGGGAGAAUUACCAAGACGAAUUACAGAAGCAAAAGACAACGAAGCUCUCAACAUCAUCAACAGAACCAACGACAACCAAAGAAGAAGACAUGUGUAUAUAUGAAAACAGGUCAUACAGAGUUGGUUCUCUUAUAAAAUACUAUGGAACAUAUGGACUUGCAUGUGGAUACUGGGGUAUCUAUGCAUAUAACAGCAAGAAAGAUAUUAACUGGUAGCUUUUGAGCACUUUUAUAAUACUGGUUUACAGAUUGUCUAAAGAACGCUCUCGAUUCAACGACUAUUUCUAUUGUUAAUUUUGUGUAUCUUAAUAAAGCCUCUUCUGACUUCA